AUUUGUAUGUACAAACAAGAUGUGGAUCACGAAGGAUUGAGGAAACCCUCACCAACCCAAAUGAAUGGUUAGGUUUACAAUUCCAACCGUUAACGAAGUCUUCCCUCUAAAACACCCCAACUGCAUUUCAAAAUUUCUAUCCAAAAAACACCAGUGUCUUGCUUUCCUAAAGCUAUGCUCCUCAAUCAAACACCUUUAUCAAAUCCAUGCACAAGUCCAAGUCUUUGGUCUGCAAAGCGACACUUUUCUACUGAGCGAACUCGUACGAUUCUGCUCCUUAUCUUCCUGGAAAGACGUGAGUUAUGCUCGUACCCUUCUUGAUACCUCAGUUGACUCUAUGCCCUCUUCAUGGAACAUGCUGAUCAGAGGCUAUGCCUCCAGCGAUUCCGCCAUGGAAGCGAUUUGGGUCUUUCACGAGAUGCGAAGGAGACGGAUUAGACCCAACAACCUUACAUUUCCGUUUCUGCUCAAGGCCUGCGCUAUGUGUUCGCUGCUUAAGGAAGGAAGACAGGUUCAUGUAGAAGUUUUUAAAUAUGGUUUGGAUUGCGAUGUGUAUGUCCAAAACAAUCUGGUUCACUUUUAUGGAUCUUGUAAGAAGAUACGGGAUGCACAGCGCCUGUUCGAUGCAAUGUCUGAGAGAACUGUGGUUUCAUGGAAUGCAAUUAUUACUGCUUGUGUGGAUAAUUUUCAACUACGUGAAAGUAUUAGAUAUUUUGUUAAGAUGAUAGAAUGCGGGUUCGAGCCAGAUGAAACCACAAUGGUGGUCUUGCUCUCUGCUUGCGCAGAGCUUGGGAACCUUAGUUUAGGCAUGUGGGUUCAUUCUCAAGUAAUUGCAAGAGGAUUAGUUCUGAAUCUUCUGUUGGGGACUGCACUUGUUGACAUGUAUGCCAAGUGCGGAGGUGUAGAUUAUGGGAAGGUAGUUUUCAAUAGAAUGGAUGAGAGAAAUGUCUGGACAUGGAGUGCGAUGAUUAUGGGGUUGGCGCAACAUGGCUAUGCCCAUGAAGCACUUCAUUUUUUCUCAAUGAUGAGGAACAAAUCUUCAAUACGUCCAAAUUAUGUCACUUUUCUCGGAGUCCUAUGUGCUUGUAGCCAUGCUGGAUUGGUGGAAGAUGGAUACAGGUACUUUCAUGAAAUGGAGCACAAGCACAAAAUUAAACCAACAAUGAUACAUUAUGGUGCCAUGGUCGAUAUCUUGGGUCGAGCUGGCCGGCUGGAGGAGGCUUAUGACUUCAUCAGGAAUAUGCCUGUUGAACCUGAUCCAAUUGUCCUAAGAACACUACUUAGUGCCUGCAGUAUCCACUCUAAUGAUGGUGAUGGGAUAGGUGAUGAGAUACAAAAGAAGUUGCUGAAAAUGGAGCCAAAGAGGAGCGGGAAUUUUGUUAUCGUUGCAAACAUAUAUGCUGAAGCUGGAAUGUGGGAUAAGGCUGCAAAGGUG
Messenger RNA from Carica papaya (papaya), 1435 nucleotides. RefSeq names its product Pentatricopeptide repeat (PPR) superfamily protein. NCBI's taxonomy places the organism in Eukaryota, Viridiplantae, Streptophyta, Magnoliopsida, Brassicales, Caricaceae. Gene Ontology annotation, biological process: RNA modification. The record is from RefSeq and is a predicted model, not a curated record. Gene Ontology annotation, molecular function: RNA binding; protein binding.